Cylicocyclus nassatus is the source of this 651-nucleotide messenger RNA. The record is from the annotation of a GenBank genome assembly. Lineage: Eukaryota; Metazoa; Nematoda; Chromadorea; Rhabditida; Strongylidae.
AUGUAUGCUCGCAUUAUCUUGGUUGUACUCCUUCUCAAUGCCGUUAGAAGAAGUGAAGGUGAAGCUGGUGGUAUAACGAGCGAAGAUACAAUCGGUGCUGGGGAUACCGCCGCAAGAUCUGAGAGUGCUGGAAAAAACAAUGGUGAAGCUGAAGCUGUUGAAACGAGCGAAGAUAGGACUGAAGAAGGAAGAAAUGGUGCUGUGGAGACCGUCGCAGGGUCUAAGGGUGAGAUCGCCGCACAAGGAGCAAAAAAUGGCGUUGCUCCUGGAGGAAGUAAUGACGCUUGCGUAACACAAAAACAUGCUGAUGAAAGUGGCAGCGCUGGCGACGCUGGCAAAAAGACUGAAGGACACCUCGUUAAUUGCCAGACGAUUGCCAACAGUGCAAUGGAUAAAUUCAUAAAGCAAUCUCCAAAUGCAGGAAAUAAUGAACUAUCGACUCCACCACUUGAGUGUCACUCUUUUGCUGUCGAUUUGAGCAAAGGACCUCAUAAAGAUUUUAAAGCUUUCUGUAAAUUCGUAACAUAUGACGUCAAAAACCCAAAAGAUAUGCGUGAACAUCUCACAAAACUCAACGGCACCGAAUUCUCUAGACUAGCUUAUGUAAGUGAUCUCUCUUCUGUUAGAGCCACCGCUUCGACUCUGUUGUAA